AUGGCGAGAAGAGGAAGUGAGCAGUCAUCUGGCGUUCGGCAAACAUCUUCCACCAAGCUCAAGAGCCUUCGCACAACACAGAAGGAAACCGAGUCCAGUGAGCCGACAUCCGAGCCAGUGCAGCCGACGGAGCUCGAAAUUUCGCGGCAAGAACAGCAACCUUUCCCUUCAGGCGUGGCAGUCAGAGACUUCGCCAUCAAUGCCGGCACUGUUGAGGACAACCCAGAAGUCAUCGGCUGGGAAGGACACUUGAAGCUCACCGAUAUGCCACCCGAAGUGCUCCGCCGCAUCUGCGAAAUGCUCCUCCCAGACCGAUCUGUGAACCGGCCAGGCAAAGCAGUCCCCUCCUGGGACCACAUCCCAGUUCCAACCACAUGGUCUGGACCGCCCUCCUCCGGCGACGGCUUGUAUCCGAUUGAGGACUACACCGAAGAAGCACAUGAGGAGCUCGACCGGGAAACGCGGCGUUCUCGACUGCAAGGCCGACGCAGACCUGAAAAUCUCUUUCCUCUGAUGGUCAACAGGAGCGCACGACAACCUACCGGACAACAACCUCUCGUUGUCAACGACCUUGCCAGCUUUGCGGGCACCUGCAAAUUGAUCGGCAACUCAGCCCGUAGCAUCCCUCCAGUCAGACACUUUGUCGUUUCCAUCUGCUAUGACUAUAUGGCCUUCGAAGGAAUUCGCUCCGAAGAACCACAACAAUCGUACACAACUGCGGUACCAGGAGAAUGGAUCAUGGUGAACAAGGACACAAACACGCACACACUGGGUAUCAUGCCACUCGCUCAAAUACCAGGCAAUGUCGCUUUCACCAGUCUCGCCAAUAUGUUGUCGAGAAUCAAACACCUCACCAUCAACAUCGACCUAGACACCCCUGUGUUGAAGGUUUCGAAGCCAGAGUUCUUCCUGGCAGAUUUCAUAUCUCGCACGGGAAGCUCAGACAUCGCCAAGCAGGAAUUGUGGUGCCAGAAGAUUGGAGAGUUGCUGUGGUCGGCUUCUGGCAACCUGUCGCAUUUGUCGUCGCUCGACAUUGUCAUCAAAGUCCAUUUCGACGCCUUGAAGGUGUACCAGGAAUACUUUUCGCGGCGGUACCCAGACUUUAUCAGAGAGCGAGGCUCGUACCCACCUGGCAUACUGAGAAAAUGCCUUCACCGCAACAACCCGUCACAGACAAUCGGCGAGGCCAUCGUCCCGACUGUGAGAGACAUUGUCAACCCUCUCAUGGGGCCCUUGGCCCGUUGGCGCCUUCGCUCUCGAAAUCUGAAUCUGAAGGUCUUUGUGGACGGGGAGAGUCGGAGCAACAACUGGGGAGGAGAUGAGACAGCGAUGCACGAACGCUUUGGCAUGGUUAGAGUCGGCUUUGGCGAGUUCGACGUCUUUUGCAGCAUGCUGCAAGAGCAGCUGUGUGGUGGGAGCCGUGUGCCAAAGGCACAAAAUGUCAUGGCGGAAGAGAGGGCGUUUUACUGCCAGUUGGGACUUCACAAGCUGUAG
Molecule: messenger RNA, 1494 nt
Organism: Exophiala xenobiotica
Lineage: Eukaryota; Fungi; Ascomycota; Eurotiomycetes; Chaetothyriales; Herpotrichiellaceae
Exons: 1
Coding region: 1-1494 (497 amino acids)
Source: RefSeq, a predicted model, not a curated record